AUGCCUUUAGUGAUUCUUAGUGGAUUGCCUUCUAGCGGUAAAACCAGGAGGGCGCAGGAGCUUAAACAAUUUUUUGAAACUCGUUUUGCUCAGCUUCGGGAUCAAAGUUCAGGUGAAGGAGGCUCAACUUUAAGCAAUGAUUUAACAUCCUCAACAAGGACAAAGGAAUAUCGCAUUCAUGUUGUCAAUGACGAAUCGCUGAAUUUAAAUAAACAUGUCUCAUACAACACCGCUGCAGACGAAAAGAAGGCUCGUGGAGCUCUUAUGUCAGCUGUGGAGAGACUUUUAUCCAAGGACGACAUCGUCAUUGUUGACAGCUUAAAUUAUAUCAAGGGUUUCCGCUACCAACUAUACUGUGUCGCCCGAGCGAUUGGAACCCCCCAUUGUGUGAUCUUUUGUGGAUGUCUUCCAGACGUAGCAAGGCAAUGGAACGCUGCUUCGGGAGCAUACACAGAAAAGACAUUUGAAGAGUUAGUUAUGCGUUUUGAGGAGCCAGACUCGCGAACGAAAUGGGACUCGCCAUUAUUUGUUGUUGUACCUGAAGAUAAAUUACCAGAGGAAGAAAUUUGGGAUGCAGUGAUCUUGAGGAAAGCCAAGCCGCCAAAUUUGUCAACUGUGGUGAAAGUAGUGCAAGAAACAAAUUAUUUGUACGAACUUGACCAGACAACACAGAAUAUCAUUCAGGCUAUCUUAGAUGCUCAAAAAUCAGGAGAUCCCACUAAGCAGAUCAAAGCUCCUCUGUCGAAUAUCCCAGUUCAAUUACCCCCAACACGAGUCGUUACUCUCAGCGAGCUUCGUAGACUACGGCGACAAUUCACAGCGAUCAAUAGGAUGCGCACAUUGUUAGACAUGAAUAGAGUUGCAGAGGGCUUUGUCGAAUAUCUGAAUCAAAAUCUGAAUAACUAA
Molecule: messenger RNA, 906 nt
Organism: Lobosporangium transversale
Lineage: Eukaryota; Fungi; Mortierellomycota; Mortierellomycetes; Mortierellales; Mortierellaceae
Product: chromatin associated protein KTI12
Exons: 3
Coding region: 1-906 (301 amino acids)
Source: RefSeq, a predicted model, not a curated record